AUGUCCUUCCGUAGCUCUAGCUCCUCACCGGACAUUCUUGGGCCACCUGGCGACGUCGAGUAUUUGGUUUCCUCCCCGUUCAAACCGUUCUCCGGGCGCCAAAGCGUCAUGUCGCCUGCAAAUUUCAAACUCCUUCAGACGCCGCGCUUCGCCAAAAGCAGAAGGCGCAUCAGCCUGAGUCCUACAAAAAGUUCGCAUUCUAUUCGCUUCGACGAUGUGGUGCUCCCCGGGUCUCCGUCAAGGACAAUGAACGGUCGGCAAAAGCCCCUUUCCCCUGAAAAGGUGCAGCCCGACGGGAAUGUGAGUCCGUGGAGGAUUCGAGUGACAUUGGAGGCAACGCAAGACGAGGAAAUGGACCAAGGCAGUCCUUCGCGCAAACGCCCCCGGAAUUCUACCAUGACAACCAAAGUGCCGCUGAAGGAUGAAGCAGACACCAUGGAGCAGACCCCCAAGAAACGCCGCGGGCGCCCGAGGAAGUCAGACAUAACGGUGCAAAGUACGACUCCGAAUGGGGGGAGCCCUGGUCAUACUCCUGGCCCGGGAGGCGCAAGUGUGCAAAAGAGGAAGCGAGGCAGACCUAAGAAAUAUCUUCCGGCGCAGGAUCCCGUAGACAACGUUGGCGCGCAGGUGGCAAACAGUCAGAUAGCUGAGCCAUCCGUUGUCGAACCCGAGCCAAGUUGGGCUCCCCUGAACCUUGCUGCAGAUGGGGAAUCUGACGAUGGCUUGCCGGAUGAUCAAGGCUAUGCGGAACCCUUCGAGGGUGACGUUCAGAUGGAGCAACUUGAUGAUAGCCCGCAGGAUCAGAGUCCUCAAGUUGAAGAUGAACGUACCUAUGAUACGCCAAAUGUCGAUUAUAUGGAUGAUGCCUAUAUGCAGAAUGACGAGAAUAUACAUUCAACACCAUCAAAGAUGCCUUCCCCUUCUCGGGAGAGCCAAAUUAUCUCUCCAGACAACACCAUAUACGCUGGUCGUACACCUAGGCCGCCUCGUCUCUACCCCACCCCAACAUCCUCAUCAUUAGUAGAUGAGGAAAGACAAGACCGAGAGGCGCAAAGCUCAGUUUCGCGUAACCGCUUCAGCGAAAGCGGAGUUUAUGCUACAAACGACCCUACUGAUGAACACAGAGAAUUUGAUUCUAUAAUGGAGAGUGAAGGGUUUAGCAUGGUUUCACUGGAUACAUUACCAUCGGCUAAACAACAUGGACUCAGCGCCAACUCUCAAGUGGCAAAGGGCGCCUUAAAGCCGUUUCUGGAGCGAGAAAAUAACGGUGUUUUGAGGCGGAAAUCCUCCAUCCGAAAUCAGGCCAAUGAAGAAGAUACUGGUCUUAUAACACAAGCUGAACCAUCGACUUUGGCACAAGAGAAGGGUGCUGUGGACUACAGGCCCGCUAGGACAUAUUCUCCACCCACUUCUCCAGCCCCUGUUCCGGUUCAAACCUCUACUGGACGGCAGCGACGGCCGAUAGCUAGGUUCGUGAGGUUAGUCCGUGUGGGUAUUGCUCUCGAGAGCGCUCUAAGGCGUCCGUACGACAGGGGAUAUACCGAGGGUCUUCUGUCAAGUCCGGAGAUACGUGAGUCGCAAGACCAGAUAUCCAGCUUAGAGACUUCUAGGAAACGAUUAGAGCUGCUGUUCAGCGACUUCGAUUCAGAAAUACAACGUGACUUACAGUCGGCCUUGAAAUUUGGCCAAGAGAUCGCGAAGCGACGAGUGCAGGCAGAGAUCGAGAACGCAAGGAAAGUCUCUGGGUUGGAAACUAUCGCAGAAACCACGCCAAAAGGCCUGAGUGAAGCAAGCGGGUCUCGGGAGCCAUCGCGGGAGCCUGGUGGAUUACGCGACUACGAUACACCAGGCUCAGAGAUGAGGCGCCGGAUGGAAGAAUGGCAACGGGAAAGAGAAGCUAUUAGCCGCGAAAUUCAGAUGGCCAACUCAAGCCAAGUCAUUGUCAUUGACAGUGAUGUGAGUGGCCCCCCGAGCCCUGAGGGUGGCAUAGCUGCUCCUGAAGCUGAUGAAGAGCCUGAGUGGGGCUCUGACAUCGACCGUGGAGACGCAGAUGCGCCAUCAGUACAUGGCAAACCUGAAGAUGAUCACUUUAGUGAGCAAGAGGAGGAAGACGAAGAUGAUGGGUACGAAGAUAUCUGGCAACAAGAAGCUAAUGAUAGAGGCGAUCUUUCGGACCACUCAUCUAUUUCGUAUCGUCAUCAAAACCUGGACAACAACAAGGAGGGGUCUAGUCCUCAAUCAAAUAGCUCGAUAUCUGAACGGAGUGCUGUCGGUAAUUCUUAUUCUCCAGCCUACUGGACCAAUGCUCACGACAAGGUGCCAUUUCUGGGCAAGUCGCGAAUUAAAGAGCUACGAGAACAGGAUGUUGAUAUUUCCGCUUUGUUGCGCCCAGGGGCUACCCCGAAACGCUCGCAUUACUACUACGGGCAGAGCAGCCCCCCAAGUACAGAAAACGGGCGAGAUGCCCAGCAGCCACAGUCAGCCGCAGGGUCCGAAAGCGAGGAGGCAAUGGAGGAUGAAUACGAGGAAGAAGAAAUGCAGGGAGCGAUGCAGGAUGAGGAGCAUCACCUAUUUGAAGAACCUCCGCAGUCAGAGGAUUAUCUGGCGUCAAGUCCCCAGAGAGGCCCAGGGGAAGAGACGUUCCAAUUGGACCCAACUACGAAUUUUGAAAAUGCAAGACAACACUCGGAUUUGUGGCUACAAGGGCAUGGCGACCAGAACCCUUCAGAUGUAGUUUCGCCUGAACCACAAACCGCUCACGAGACACCUGUCCUCACCCCCGACUGGCUGAGAGUACCAAAAAGAAAAUCAAUCGAGGAGCCUGCUCUAUCUGUAUAUGACGAAGCUUCGGAGGACGAAGAUGAUUACGGGUCUCACUCGAGAAACGUGGAAGAAAACUACAUGGAGGAAACGCCAAGGCCGCAUCGGGGCCAUGAACAACAGAGCUUUUCUAGCGCGUUAGACGACAAGUCGCCAAAUGUAAAAGCAAAAGACGAUACGUAUGAUCGCCCUUUGCCGUUGGCUGUCUCUGGAUAUUUCUCUGACGAUCACUACAUCCUCCUCCGUCGGCUUUAUCGCCUGGCCAAAAGACACCCGGAACGUUUCCUUUACUACCCUGGUCCAGGGCGUUCGGAAAUCAUUGGUGAUUGGAUAUGGACGUCAGACGGCUUACAUGGGGUUCCCAUCACGGAACGCCAGUUUGCGAUUAUUGACAGGUUCGUGCAGGAGUUGGCAAAGGCCGACCUACAGGCCGGUGGAACAGGCCAAGUUGGCUGGACAGAAGCCGACUUGCAUCGAAGACUGAUCAGCGUGAUUAUUGGCGAACAGAUUCGGGAAGAGAUGAAAGCACGACUGCACGCCGAACAAUCAACAGCGGGGCAUUCGAGAAGAAGUCGUGCCCCUACCAGUUCGUGGUACUGA
Aspergillus nomiae NRRL 13137 is the source of this 3420-nucleotide messenger RNA. Its product is annotated as putative AT DNA binding protein. Gene Ontology annotation, molecular function: DNA binding. The coding region runs from base 1 to 3420 and encodes 1139 amino acids. NCBI's taxonomy places the organism in Eukaryota, Fungi, Ascomycota, Eurotiomycetes, Eurotiales, Aspergillaceae. The record is from RefSeq and is a predicted model, not a curated record. The transcript has 2 exons.